GUUCCGGUUUCAAAGCCUCACGUUGCCUUGGCCUCCUCAACUGUGCUGGAGCUGAGUGAAUAUUUCUCUUUCAAUUGUUCCCACGAGAAUGGCACUAAGCCCUCCUAUACAUGGAUGAAGGACAACAAGCCUCUUAGCAAUGACUCUCGGCUGAUCCUCUCCCAUGACCAGAAGAUCCUCACCAUCACUAGAGUUCUGAUGGCCGAUGAUGACACUUACAGCUGCCUGGUAGAGAAUCCCAUCAGCAAAGGACAAAGUGCGCCUGUAAAACUGACAGUGUACAGAAGAAGCUCCCUCUAUAUAAUCCUGUCCACUGGGGGAAUUUUCCUUCUGGGUACCUUAGUGACUGUCUGUGCCUGCUGGAAACCAUCCAAGAAGUAUGAACCUGAAUGCAUAUUAUCUAUAACUUAA
Thamnophis sirtalis is the source of this 411-nucleotide messenger RNA. NCBI's taxonomy places the organism in Eukaryota, Metazoa, Chordata, Lepidosauria, Squamata, Natricidae. The record is from RefSeq and is a predicted model, not a curated record.